Labeo rohita (rohu) is the source of this 6760-nucleotide messenger RNA. RefSeq names its product phagosome assembly factor 1 (gene phaf1). Bases 946 to 2223 code for a protein of 425 amino acids. Gene Ontology annotation, cellular component: synaptic vesicle membrane; trans-Golgi network; dendrite. Gene Ontology annotation, biological process: Golgi to plasma membrane protein transport. The transcript has 16 exons. Lineage: Eukaryota; Metazoa; Chordata; Actinopteri; Cypriniformes; Cyprinidae. The record is from RefSeq and is a predicted model, not a curated record.
AGUUGAAUUAUCAGCUGAUCAUGGUGUUUUGGAUGGAAGUUGCUUUUGGCACGGAGGGGCUCUUUCUUUAUCAUCUUAAGCAAAUCUUACACGUCAAAGACACCAGAAAAUAAAGCUGCAUGUAACCAACGCCAUCUCCAACAACCGAAACGGCGGAACCCGGAGAAAUCCGCGUUUAUUAUGAACAGAUGAUGGUCAUAAGUGCUGAUCUGUUUGCUUGCUGUUGAAUCAUCGGAAAGAAAGAAAACAACGUCAGGCGAGGCUCCUGCUGAUAGUCUGAUGUGUAUAUGUCGACUUAUCUCGGCCUGCGAUUAUUGCCAUAAAUAGCUUAAAUGCAUGUAAUGUAACUGGCUGGGCACGAAAUGCUCUCCGUUAGGUGUAAUAAUUAGUAGCUUGUGUGUUUUAUGUGAUUCAGGAGUAAGUCAAAGGUCAGAUCAAAGUGUUUUUGUUUUUUCUUUUUUACAGCAGAUAGUAGUUAUAUACUUCAUUCGCCUAUAUAUAAGAUAUAGGAUACAUAACGUGUUGAAUUCAUUCACGCUUAUGGAAGUUGAUAAAACAGCUACCUGUAACCAGUUAUUCCUUGUUGACAUCAGCUUGCUGUGACUGAUAUACCGUUUACUUGUUUAUUUAAGCUUUGUCAUAUUGACCUUUUUAAUAAGCGUGUGUAUGUUAUUCGUUUUCUAGUGUUAUUUAUAAGUAUGGUGACAGUGGAAUGCGUUGAUAGCUGGAUUGCAUCACUUGUGUUUUGACAUAUCUGACGUCAGGGGUGUCGCGUGUCACUCAAACUGUGUUUAAAGUGUGUGGGAGCUUUUUAAACAUACUACUUCGCUAUAUUUGGACUUGUUUGGUGAUUUAACGGUGGAUUAUUCAGAAUAUUUCGAGAGGGAAGACUCAGAUCUGGCACAGUCAGAGAUCCUCGUUGAUAUCCCCAAUUUCUCCCCGCCAAUGCUGGAUCUGGAGGUCGUUCCUGAGCGAUCUUUGGGAAAUGAACAAUGGGAAUUCGCAUUAGGGAUGCCAUUGGCCCAGGCCAUUUCCAUAUUACAGAAACACUGCCGAAUCAUCAAAAAUGUCCAGGUGCUCUACAGCGAACAAAUGCCACUCAGCCACGACCUCAUUCUCAACUUGACUCAGGAUGGAAUUAAACUGCUGUUUGAUGCCUGCAAUCAGAGACUGAAGGUAAUUGAAGUGUACGAUUUGAGCAAAGUGAAACUGAAAUACUGUGGAGUACAUUUUAACUCUCAGGCAAUAGCACCUACUAUUGAGCAGAUUGAUCAGUCUUUUGGCGCUACUCAUCCUGGAGUCUACAAUGCUGCCGAGCAGCUCUUCCACCUGAACUUCCGAGGGCUUUCCUUCUCCUUCCAGCUGGACUCCUGGAGUGAAGCUCCUAAAUAUGAGCCUAACUUUGCCCAUGGCUUGGCCUCCCUGCAGAUUCCCCAUGGGGCCACUGUCAAACGGAUGUACAUUUACUCUGGAAACAACCUUCAAGAAACCAAGGCUCCGGUGAUGCCUCUGGCCUGUUACCUUGGUAAUGUGUAUGCAGAGAGUGUGGAGGUGUUAAGAGAUGGGGCGGGACCGCUGGGUCUCAAACUUCGUCUGCUCACCGCAGGAUGUGGCCCGGGAGUGAUGGCUGAUACAAAAGUGCGAGCCGUUGAGAGAAAUAUCUACUUUGGAGAUUCUUGUCAGGAUGUUUUGAGUGCUCUUGGCUCCCCACAUAAGGUCUUCUACAAGUCAGAGGAUAAGAUGAAGAUCCAUUCACCCUCCCCUCACAAGCAAGUCCCGUCCAAAUGUAAUGACUACUUCUUUAACUAUUAUAUUCUGGGAGUGGAUAUACUGUUUGACUCUACAACCCACCUGGUCAAAAAAUUUGUCCUUCAUACCAACUACCCUGGCCAUUACAACUUCAACAUAUAUCAUCGGUGUGAUUUCAAGAUUCCUCUCAUCAUUAAAAAAGAUGGGGCAGAUGCUCAGAGUGAGGACUGCAUUCUGACCACCUACAGCAAAUGGGAUCAGAUUCAAGAGCUGCUAGGACACCCCAUGGAAAAACCAGUUGUGCUACACAGGUCAUCAUCUGCAAACAACACCAACCCUUUUGGUUCCACAUUUUGCUUUGGACUACAACGGAUGAUAUUUGAGGUCAUGCAGAAUAACCACAUAGCUUCUGUGACUCUCUACGGAGCGCCUCGUCCAAGUAGCCUGGCCCGUGCCGAGCCCAGUGCCCACUGAGGAAGCCCCGACGCCCACGGUGCCCGUCCAGCCCUGCAGAGCCUCUGAACUGACCAGUAGAGUGUGCCUUCACUCACUGCUGCCAUCACACAAGCUAAAGCAAGACAUGCUGGGAGUUUCUCUGGAGUUGAACUCGCCCCCUUCCCCCUUCACAUCUUAAUAGAGGCCCCAAUUCGGUCUCCUCCUCCAAUAAUAGCAUGGAGGCUCCCCUCAGCCUGCUAAUUAUCCUGCCUCCAAAGCUUUAACCCAGACAUGCAUCAACGUCAGCAUCGUAAUAGUACUUGUGGAUGCACAGUGAUCCAUUUCCACACAUUGUGUUUCGUUUUUUUGCCUAACCUUCUAAAAAUUUCCAUACCUGAUGCACCAAAGGGCAAACAUCGAACCGAUUUCUCCUCUGCACACUAAACACUUUAAACGCGUUCAUUUGCUUUCCGACGCGCAGAGGAUGAGAAUGAGGACAGCGUAAAUUCAACGACGGGUGUAUUUUGUAUGCAUUUCCGCAAGGUUCCAAGCACAAGCUAGCACAGUAUGGAUCCAGUGCUGUGAAAAAUGUUUUUGUGGCACAUGAGCAGGCUCCCAUUCAAACAUAACGAUUCAUAAACUCAUACCGAGUCAGCAGCACAGAUUACCUCCCAUUUCAAUACCGUACAUCCGCUCGAUGGUUGAUUCUGUUAUUGUUUUGUUGUUCGUGAGCGCAUUAGUUUUGAACAUUUGCACUAAAAUACACCUAGUUUACUUGAUAAUUGUCUCCUGUCCACUGAGGAACGUUUUAAUUGCCGAGGACGGCGGGGGAGGGAACGACGACGUGCAAUCUGGAUUUCAAAGCUAGUUGCGACCCUGACUGGAGAGAAAAGCCAUCCACCCAUCGCUGUUUCUCCUUCCCGCCUUUUUUUGUCCACAGUUCAAAGAUGUGAAGUUCUUUUACCUUAUUCAGUAUCUCAAAGUCUUAACUGAUUGCCAAACAUUAGCCAAAGAAGAAACAACCGUUAGCUCUCUGUCAUUUUAAAUUCACGUCGUAAGAACAUUCCCUUUUGAUUUGAUCCGUACAGUCCCUGAAUUGUUUUUAGCACAGCAGUUCGAUCACCUGAUCGUUUUUAAUGCUUUAAAGCUUUCUCUUGCUUUCUACUCACAGAUUUGUUGCCGUUUUCUGUAGCCAUGUCCAUGUCUGUACAGAUCUGUAAAUAACACAGAGUUUCAUCGGUCUAAAGGUACCGUGUCAGAUCGGCUGACAUCUGGAAGAGUUUCUGGCCUUGAGGGACACUAUAGCAUCUUCCCUCCACUGUUGUCCUGGAUGAAGUUGCUUAUAUUUAGUGGAGAUGACUAGAGAGCGUUUUAACUUUAGUAGAUGGUUUGUUCACGUCUAACUACUGUUCAUUGCUGGCUGUCAGGCCCUCUUCCCUUCAGGCUUCUGCAGUGUGUGGUUCAGGCCAAUUUGGGCAUUUUUAGCUUUCUGUUACAUUGACUUCUCAUUAACUGUGCUGGAAGGCCGUCAGUGGUGUUUUUAAUAUAUUUUACCCCUUAGCUCUUGGUCAUUUGCAAGGAAGAUGCUAUUAACAUUGUGCCUCAUCUCCCACUGAGCCUGUCUUGACUUUUUCUCUGUAAAUGAAAUCGUUUGAAAAACUGCUUUGUGUAUGUCUGAGCAUGUAAAGCUAAAUUGAUAGUUUUAGUCCUUUCGUUUCGAAAAAUGUACCUGAAUAUUAGAGGAACUAAGAAAAAAAUGGACUUGCUGCAGAUUGAACUCAUCAUGAAGGGAUCGUAAACUAUAGAAGAAGCCUGUUUCUGCCACGGAAUAAAUAAUAAAAUUGCCACUUUAUCUUACAAUUCUGACUUUUUUUUUUGGCAAUGCAGAGUUUGUAUUUUAAAAUUCCGUUUAUAUCCUAAAAUUACAAUUUGUUUUCGCAAUUCUGGGUUUAUAACUUAAAAUUAUUAACUUUUUCCUCACAAUUCUGUUUAUAUCUUAAAAUUCAGAUUUUUUUCUUACAAUUCUGAGUUUAUAUGAUAAAAUUCUGAUUUUUUUUCUUUCUCACAAUUCUGAAGUUAUAUCUCAAAAUUUAGAUACUUUUCUCACAGUUGAGUUUAUAUCUUAAAAUUCUUACUUUUUUCUUGCAAUUCUGAGUUUAUAUCUUAAAAUUCCGUUUUUUUUUUUUUUUUUGUUUUUUGUUUUUCACAAUUCUGAGGUUAUAGCUCAAAAUUUCGACACUUUUCUCACAGUUGAGUUUAUAUCUUACUACAUCUAAACUUCUUUUUUGCAGUUCGGAGUUUGUGUUUUAAACUUUUUCUUCACAAUUCUAAGUUUAUAUCUUAAAAUUCAGAAUUUUUUUUUCUCACAAUUCUGAGGUUAUAUCUCAAAAUUCAGACUUUUUUUCUUGCAGUUCUGAGUUUAUAUAUUAAAAUUCCAGCCUUUUUUUUUUUUUUUUUUUUUUUUUUUUUUUUUUGCAAUUCUGAGUUUAUAUCUCAAAAUUCCGACUUGUUUCUUGCAGUUCUGAGUUUAUAUGUUAAAAUUCUGGCCUUUUCUUUGCAAUUCUGAGUUUAUAUCUUAAAAUUCCGACUUUUUUCUUGCAAUUCUGAGAUCCUGUCUUAAAAUUCUGAGUUUUUCUUGCAAUUCUGAGUUUAUAUUUUAAAUUUCAGAUUUUUUUUUUCUUCUCAGAAUUGGGAGGGGAAAAAAGUAAAAAAUUGGAUGUACACUGGCAGUAAGAUUUUUAAUGUUUUUUUUUUUAAAGAAGUUUCUUAUGCUCAUCUAGGCUGUGUUUAUUUGAUCAAAAGUACAGAAAAAAUGUAAUAUUGUGAAAUAUUCUUAUGAUGUAAAAUGUUUUUCUCUUUUAAUAUACAUUAAAAUCUAAUUUAUUCCUGUGAACAAAGCUGAAUUUUCAGCAUCAUUUCUCCCGUAUUCAGUGUCACAUGAUCCUUCAGAAAUCAUUCUCAUAUGCUGAUUCAUCAUCGGUUAUUGCUUAAUAUUUUUUUCAGGAUUCUUUGAUGAAUAAAAGUUCAAAAGAACAGCAUUUAUUUCUUUAAUUGCUUUUAUUCAGAAAGGGUCUGUUAAAUUGAUUUUAAAAAAGUGAUAGGAAGGACUUUAGAAAAGAUAUUUUAAAUGAAUGCUGUUAUUUUGAACUUUUUAUUUAUCAAAGAAUCCUAAAGAAAAAAAGUCCCCCCAAAAAAUUUGCCAGCAAUUGUUUCCAACAUUGACAAUAAAUCAACAUAUUAGAAUUAUUUCUGAAAGAUCACUUAAGACUUGAGUAACAGCUGAUGAAAAUUCAGCUUUGCAUCACAGAAAUAAAUUACAUUUUAAAACGUAUUAAAAUAGAAACCAUUAUUUUAUAUCGCAAUACGUUUCGCAAUAUUACCGUUUUUCUGUAUUUUGAUCAUAUAAAUGCCGCCUUGAUGAGCAUAAGAGACUUCUUAAAAAAAAAAAAAAAAAAAAAAAUUACAAGUGUUAAUGAUCCCAAAUGUUUGAACAGCAGUGUAAACUUAGAAUUAAAAAAAAAAGGUCAGAAUUGGCAGAUAAAAAGCGUUUACCUUUUUAAUUUUUAUUCCACAGUGAAAAUAAGCUUCAAAGUAUUAAACUAAAUGAACGCAGUGUACAAACAAAACAACAGAACAUGUAGGUGGCCCUUCAUGGUUUGAGGUUCACAAAGUGGUUGUGGUGUUUCGAAAUACAACCUGUACUUUUUGAAAACGGUCUGAAGUUCCAUGUCAGUGAGUUUAAGUUCAAUAAAUAUGGUUAGAUUGUAACUGUUCAGAUCUAAAAUGCACAAUUGGAACCUCCGUUGUCAAUAAGGAAUAACACAACCGUUGUUUUAGUGUCAUUUAGGGAGUGUGGUCUGAUGGGCUGAUUGCCUGCCCAAUCUCAGGUGGAUGUUUUUUUGUGUUUUUUUUAAUGCCAGGAGCAAGUGAAUGCUUAAUUUUCAUCAAAUGGGUUUUGGCUGUAUUGUUUCCUCUUCAGACGUUCUCCUAUUUUUGCAUCGGAAUGAAUGAAUGAUCGUCCUGAGGAUUGUAAUUACAAAUGGACAACCUCCAUACAGUGUAAUGCGCAUAUUAAUGCUAUGUAUUGUAUCCCUCUAUAUUGUAUGUUUCUCCCCAUCCUCCAAAGUGAUUAUUAUUUUUGUGGAUUCAGUACAUUUAACCCAUUUCUGGAAAUGGGAGUAAUCCUCAAUUAAAAAAAAAAAAAAGUGUGUAUCUAAAUUGAUUGCUAUGUGGUGUUUUGUAUCUCAGAUAUUUCUACUUCUGUAGAUUUAAGAAACAAGUACGCGGAAGAUCAACAUUAUCAGGCAUUUUUUUGUCGUUGUUUCUUUUUGUUUCGUUUUUAAAGCAAUAAUCGUUACGUUGAUGGAUAAAUCAGAACAGUCUGGUAUAUGUUUGUCAAUAGCGCAGAAUGGUGCAACAAUGCUGUGACCAUUGGAUUUUAGUUUCCUCGUUGAAUCUACUGAAAGCAUUAUCAUUUUUUUUAACUGCUAAUUUUGCAUUUUGUUCAUUAAAACUGUUACAGUGUGUUCAACAAAAAUAUUUAAAGAAUGGAUGUAAUAAACGUGGGGGGAAAGAA